CGACCGAGGUUUUUUUUUCACUUUGUGGUCCGUCGUUUAGUCGCAACAGUUACAUAGGGUCGGCAACCUCGCUCAUUCAAGUUUGCGGCCGUUUAUAUGUGCGUUGGUGUUUUCCCAGAAGGGUUGUCAUAAUCAGCUGAUCUGCCCAAAAGACGCGCUAUGAUCCUUCGCCCCGCCGCCACUUGAUCGAGCGCAGCGGAGCAUAUAACUCGUUGGAUCACCGUAGCGUUGGAAGCGCAAGAGGAGCGGCCAGAGGAAGAGAGCGCGCGCGCGAGAGAUCGUCCUUGGCUCUUAGGAGAGGAACGAUCGGCCAACGAAACGGGAGAUGGCAAGCAACGCCUCGCCGUCGCGUUCGUCGCUGAGCUGCUGCCAAGUGGACAACGCGAGCCACAACGACGUGCACGAGGCGUGCAACCAGAGCGUCGUGCAGGUGAACAACAACUACUUCAUGCAGGAGAAGCACCAGUUUCCCAAGAGGCCCGAGGUUGACCUGCAGUUCAACGACGUGCGGUAUCGCGUCACCUCGUGGUCGAUGAAGAGACUCCAGCCAGUGACGAGCGAGAUACUUCAUGGUGUCAGCGGAGAGUUUCGCGCUGGCGAACUCACGGCGAUCAUGGGACCGUCCGGCGCUGGCAAAUCAACUCUACUCAACGUCCUUGCUGGUUACACGGUGAAGGGCAUGGACGGCGAGAUCUUGGUCAACGGCAAGGCGAGGGUGCCGCACAGCGAGACGUGGCGACGCACCUCAUGCUACAUACAGCAGUAUUCGGUGCAACGCACCAGACUCACCGUAGGCGAGGCCAUGACGCUCGCCGCCAAUCUCAAGCUCGGCUACACCAUCAGCUCGGCUUUCAAGCACACGCAGGUGUUGGAACUGCUGGAGAUAUUAGGAUUAAGCCACUGUUACGACACACUCUGCGGCAAACUGUCUGGCGGUCAAAAGAAACGACUUGACGUCGCGCUCGAGUUGCUCAGCAAUCCAUCAGUAUUAUUUUUGGACGAGCCCACCACUGGAUUAGACUCUGCCUCGUGCAGCCAAUGCAUAGCCCUCCUCCAGCGGCUAGCACGUAGCGAGCAUCGAACAGUCGUCUGCACAAUUCAUCAGCCGAGCGCCUUACAAUUCGAAAUGUUCGACACGCUGUACGCGUUAGCCGAUGGUCACUGCAUCUAUCGCGGCCCAGUAUCGAAUCUCGUCAGUCAUUUAGCUUCCGUGGGACUUCACUGUCCACCUUACCACAAUCCCGCCGAUUUCCUGCUCGAGGUAGCGAUUGGCGAGUACGGAAUCUCGACGGACAAGCUGAUCACUGCAGUCAACAAAUGUUACGAGAAUCAGAAAAUGAUUGCUCCUCGAGUCAAACCUACGUUAGACGACGACAGUAAAACGGAGAAAAACGAACCACCGCCGCCGGCGGGUUUUCUUGCUCAAUGCUACCUGCUCUACAAGCGCCAAUUGAUGAGCUUGAAACGUGAUUAUUUUCUGCUGGUCGUCAGGCUGAUGUGUCACUUACUCAUCGGCAUUAUAUUCGGUUACCUUUACAUGGGCAGUGGUUAUCGGGCUAACGGUGUCUUAGCCAAUUACGUGUAUCUUUAUGGCUCGCUGCUACUCAUUGUUUAUACCGGCAAGAUGGCUGUGACGUUAGCUUUUCCUUUGGAAAUGCAGAUACUAACGAGAGAACAUUUCAACCGUUGGUACAGACUAGCACCAUAUUAUAUCAGCAUGCUACUUAUCGAAGUUCCAUUUCAAGCCGCAUGUGCAGCCACUUAUCUGGCUGUCAGUUACUGGCUAACAGGUCAACCAUUCGAGACCGAACGGAUAAUCAUGUUCAUGGUAGUGAGUAUCGCUGCGAGUUUGUGUGCUCAAGCUUGGGGCUUUUUCAUUGGGGCGACUACUCCCGUCAAGAUCGCAGUGUUCGCUGGUCCUAUUAUAGCAGUGUUGUUCUCGGUAUUUGGCUUCUGCAUACGUUACAUGGACACACCCAAAGGAUUCCGUUGGCUCUUUCACAUUUCCUACUUCCGUGCAAGUUUUCACAGUCUUCUCAUUACGGUCUACGGUAACAACCGAGAUAAUCUUUAUUGCGAAUCAACCCCCGACGAAUUGAACUAUUGUCAUUACAUCAAACCAACAAUGUUUUUAAAAGAGAUGGAAAUUGUUAAUGCGAACGUCGUGAAUAAUUUGGCGCUGAUCGUUGGUAUAGGGGUGCUGAUGCAUCUACUCACUGCCAGUGCAUUGUGGUGUAAACUUAAUCGACGGUAGUGUGUUAGUUGUUCGAUAAGGAAUGAAUGCUUUUUUUGUUUUUGUUAUGUACUUUUGUAGUUGAACGAUCGUUGACUCGUUUUUUUAUGUUGUUGUUUAUUUUGACGGGUGAGAUGCAUUUCUUACACUUAGAGUGAAAAUGUCAAUGAUUUUUUCUUUUUCGUAAUUAACUACUCUUACGCAACUACCUUCUGUAACGAAUAUUAGUAAGUUCAGUAUUUAAAAUGAUUCAUUAUGACUUGAGAAAAUUCAAAUACUUCAAAGCUCUACCGUAAGCUUUUAGUUGAAAAUUGAACAAGAAUUUGUUUUUGUCGACUACAUUUGGAUACGUUUUCUAGGUCGUCAGGCGAUUUGCAAAAACACUAGUCUUACAAUUUAGUUUAGUGAAAAAAGUGAAAAAACUCCGUGUGUAAUUACGUAAGCUCUCAGAUUUUUAAUGAUUUUAUACGACAACAAAUGUAGAUUAAUAUUUGUUGUGUUUAGCCAAUGUUUUGAUUUAGUUAGCAUAAUCAGUCAAAAACUUAAGGGUACUACAAUAUUAUCUACAUAUGUCAGAUGGUAUGCAAUCCGUACUUUUAAAACUCUUAUCGAAAGCUAUUUGACUAUGUAAAGAUAAAUAUGUAAAAUAUAUUUGUAUAAUGCGAAUAUUGGAAGUAAGUGGACGUGGCGAUUUGGAGAAUCAAUUUUUGCACCAAUGUUUUUUUUUCUAGUUAUUUACACCGCAAUCGCAUACAAAUCGAUAAUAAUUUAUAAAUAUUUAAUUGUCAGGUUUGACACAUUUUAUACAAGAUAAAAUCGUACUAAACUUAUCCAGCUUCUUUUCAGUAAAUCAUAUAAGGUUAUUUGAUCUCUGAUUACAAAUUCGAAUUGGAAAGUAAAUGAAAUAAUAAAAAAAACUUGCUAGUAAUAUAGCGAUUGCGAAGAUGUCUAAGGUUUUACACAAAAAUAAAACGUAACUAGUGUUACCAUAUUAUAUAUAAAAUUUUAUGUUGUUUUGAAAGAAGAAAGAAUAGAAUGCCUAUGUUCAUGUAAACGAAUCUCUCUAUUCAUUUUAUUUUAGUAGUCAUAAUGGCUCUAAUUAGUCCAUUAGGCCGCGUUUUGAUACUUACGUAAACUGGUUGUUUUGCACUGCCGCAACUCAACUCCACGAUUAUACGCGCCUCCAAGCAGAUCACUCUCGCAAGGGAUUAAAAGUCUACUAUCGAGCGUUCAACUUUUGUUAUUCACCUAGAAAUAGAAUCUUCGAUAGAUUAAUUAAAAUUAUAUCGAUCAACUGCGUUCGUGAUAUUUGAUUUAGGCGAGGGUAUAAUAAUCCAUAGCUGUUAAAUGGAUGCGGGAGUUGAGCGCACUUACGUCAACAUGAACAUCUGAAAUCAUAUUUGCCAACAUUUCUUUAUAGCAGUAAAAAGAGAGGAAUUUAUAUUGUUUUAUAAAUUCAUAUGUUGUAUUUCGUAUUUUUACGUAUGUCACGUACUUGGCGAUCAUGUGAAACUUUACUUGUAUACUUAAUAAAUUAUAUAUAACUAAUA
This is a messenger RNA of Phymastichus coffea, 3783 nucleotides long. Its product is annotated as ATP-binding cassette sub-family G member 1. Gene Ontology annotation, molecular function: ATP hydrolysis activity; ABC-type transporter activity; ATP binding. Gene Ontology annotation, cellular component: plasma membrane. NCBI's taxonomy places the organism in Eukaryota, Metazoa, Arthropoda, Insecta, Hymenoptera, Eulophidae. The record is from RefSeq and is a predicted model, not a curated record. The coding region runs from base 326 to 2254 and encodes 642 amino acids. The transcript is spliced from 10 exons.